AUGGCGUACUCCCAACGGGAUUAUGCAGAAAUGCAUUAUUAUUACGGCUACGCACGAAGAAAUGCCGGACUUGCUGCAGGAUUAUACCGGGUCAUGUUGAUACACAGAGGAGGGCGCCAACCAGACACUUAUCCAGACCGACAUCUUUUCAUCUCUGGGCGCUUACAAGGAUUGAUCGGACGACAAUCUUGUGAAGGUGAACCGAUAGACCCUGACCGCGUUGACGUUGUUUUAGAAGAAGUUGCAAGAGAUCCCUCUAAGAGUAUGAGAGCAAUUCAACGACGUACAGGUAAAUAA
Molecule: messenger RNA, 297 nt
Organism: Parnassius apollo (apollo)
Lineage: Eukaryota; Metazoa; Arthropoda; Insecta; Lepidoptera; Papilionidae
Source: the annotation of a GenBank genome assembly